CCUCACCAACCUUAUUUUCUCCACCAUUAUUACACCCCCUGCAAAAAGUGGUGUGUGCGUGUGUUAUAUAUAUAUAUAUAUAUAUAUAUAUUAUGCAUCUAUCUGCAUGCCCACCUCCAUUAAUCAAUCUACCUAUUCUUCUUUCUUCUUCUUCUUCCUUCCAAGCCCUCACCAAAGAAUGACAAAGAUGAAGCUUCUAGUAGUUCUUUUGGUGGCUCUGGUUCUUGUUCUGAUCUCUUCACAGGCUGAGGCUCAGACCUCCUCACAACUCUCAAGUUUCUGUGACCAGAAAUGUGGGGAGAGAUGUGCCAAGGCAGGAGCGAAAGACAGGUGCCUCAAAUACUGUGGGAUCUGCUGUGAGGAUUGUCACUGUGUGCCAUCAGGUACUUAUGGGAACAGACAUGAGUGCCCAUGUUAUGGAGACAAGCUUAGCUCCGGGGGCACUCCCAAAUGCCCUUGAACUUAAUUACAUCAUAUAUGGGGGAGAGAUCUUCAGCGGUAACCAUGGCUGUGGAUUUAAUAAUACUUAAUGGAGGAGUUGUGUUUGGAUAGGAUCUGAUGGUCUGAUCUGGCCAUGGAGCAUGUACUAUAUUUUGUUUUUACUAAUGAAUAAAUAAUUUUUUAUUU
This is a messenger RNA of Andrographis paniculata, 627 nucleotides long. RefSeq names its product peamaclein-like. The coding region runs from base 107 to 460 and encodes 117 amino acids. NCBI's taxonomy places the organism in Eukaryota, Viridiplantae, Streptophyta, Magnoliopsida, Lamiales, Acanthaceae. The record is from RefSeq and is a predicted model, not a curated record. The transcript has 2 exons.